This is a messenger RNA of Annulohypoxylon maeteangense, 1421 nucleotides long. RefSeq names its product HIT-like protein. Lineage: Eukaryota; Fungi; Ascomycota; Sordariomycetes; Xylariales; Hypoxylaceae. Bases 283 to 1233 code for a protein of 316 amino acids. Gene Ontology annotation, biological process: nucleotide metabolic process. The record is from RefSeq and is a predicted model, not a curated record. The transcript has 3 exons. Gene Ontology annotation, molecular function: ATP binding; ATP:ADP adenylyltransferase activity.
GAUCAGCAGUGAUCGAUUAUCUACCCGAUUCCGCACUGAUAAUGGUAGAUGGGUGUAGGCGAAAUGAGAUAUUGCAUCGUGAACCUCUGGCUUAGGGGUUAUGUUGCGAACGGAAGCUUGAUUACUGAGGGAAGUUUGGAGAUUAUAGUGAGUGCUUACAGCUGACACCAGCUGGCGAGGCCCUAGAAUCUCAGGUGCGGAACUCCGAUUGUCUUGCAUGUGGUGAUGAUGUAACAACCCAGCUUCAAUACGACCCUCUUUUCGACCACGACAGUUGCUACAAUGGCAGAAAUGGGACGCCCAGUCGCGCCGCCAAAUCUCCCAGCUCUCGUUAAAGCAGCUUUCGAUAAAGCACGAGUCAGUGGUGACAUAACGUAUUACCCGACACAAGUCGCUGUCUUGACACCCGGAUCUAUCGCCUUCCAACUUCGCUACGCACCCUCUCUCGCCCUCAAGCCCAAAGCACCAAAACCCAAAGAGCCCAAUGGCAAACCAUUCAAUCCCUUCGAGAAUCCAUCUCCAGCCAUGCUCGUUGCCGAGCUACCGCCAUCCCACAGACUAGUCCUGAACAAAUUCGCCAUCGUGCCAGAACAUUUUAUCCUAGUCACCAGAGAAUUCAAGCCACAGACACACGUUCUGGAGAAAGACGACAUAGACGCGACGUUUGCCUGCAUCCAGGCCUACCGUGGGGUCGGACAGGAUCUCUUCGCGUUCUUCAAUUCGGGACCCCAUUCCGGAGCUAGCCAGCCCCACCGACAUCUGCAGCUACUACCUGUCGCGAGCAUGAGGACGGGUUUGGAAGACGUGGAUCGUGGCAGCCAAUGGAACGUGCUGGCAGAUACGCUCACCGGAUCGAGCAAAACGUUACCUUUCAACGUCUUUACAAGAAGUAUUCGUCCCGAUAUGAGCGCCGAAGAGAGGCAUAGCGCGUACCUAGAGCUAUACCGACAUGCUGUGAAGGCCGUCUAUCCAGAUAUAGAAGCUCACGACGAGGGCGAGGCGCAGAUCAGCUAUAACUUCGCAAUGACGGGCAGCACGAUGGCUUUGUGUCCGCGAACGGCGGAGGGAGUGAUGCUGAAGAACAAGUCCGGGGAAGAUAUCGGCCAAGUAUCGCUCAACGGAACGGUUCUAGCCGGCACCGCACUUGUCAAGAACCAGGCUGAAUGGGAUGCGUUGAGAGAAGAUCCGGACGUAUUACUCCAUGUCCUCGGCGGAAUCAGCGUGUCUCCCUAGAAUUCGGCAGUCAGAAUACUAGCUGUGCGAAGUGUGAAUAGUUACCAAAGCCCAACCAUCGGGCCGAAGCAAAAUCGAUGAAUUCUCUAAGCUGUCUAAGAUAUCUAAGUUUCGAAGUCGUAUUGUAGUAAGUCCCUACCUAUCAUACAAACCCUCCGCCAAAACGCACACUUUUAUCUCAUCUAUCU